AUGGAAGUCGAUGCCGCGAAACCUUCGGCGUCUGUUCCGCAACGCAAUUGGGAGCUAUCAAAUCAAAUCGAAAAUGUCGACUCGAUUUUCGAAUAUAAUGCAAAUAUGCAAACCGAGAUGAGAAAUGCGAAACCUUGGGAUAAAGAUCCACAUUAUUUCAAGCAAAUUAAGAUUUCGGCGAUUGCUUUAUUGAAAAUGACAAUGCAUGCAAAACGUGGUGGAAAUUUGGAAAUUAUGGGAUUGUUGCAAGGAAGAAUUGAUGCGAAUUCAUUUAUUAUUUUGGAUGCUUUUGCGUUGCCAGUUGAAGGAACUGAAACAAGAGUAAAUGCACAAGCACAAGCUUAUGAGUAUAUGUCAGUUUAUACUGAUUUAUGCGACACUGAAGGAAGAAAGGAAAAGGUUGGGUUUUUGAAAAAUCGAUUGUUAUUAGCAUGAUUGUGAAAAAUAAAAACUUUGUGUGAACUCAUCUUUGUUUCAGGUUGUUGGUUGGUAUCAUUCUCAUCCUGGAUAUGGCUGCUGGCUUUCUGGAAUCGAUGUUUCGACUCAAACUCUCAAUCAAAAAUUCCAAGAGCCUUGGGUUGCCAUAGUUAUCGAUCCACUUCGAACAAUGUCGGCUGGAAAAGUUGAUAUCGGUGCUUUCCGAACUUAUCCUGAAGGAUAUCGUCCACCAGAUGAUGUUCCAUCAGAAUAUCAAUCGAUUCCAAUGAAUAAAAUUGAAGAUUUCGGUGUGCAUUGUAAACGAUAUUAUCCACUUGAUGUCAGCUUUUUCAAGUCACAAUUGGGUCAGUUUUUCAAAUUACCCCUAAAGUUGAGAAGUUUAACAAAUUUGUGAGGUUUUUCGAUUUUCAAAAUUUUAGCGAAAUGUCUAUUUAUUCCCAAAAAAAUCAAUUAUUUUUGCAGAUGCCCAUAUUCUUUCGGCUCUUUGGAACAGUUAUUGGAUUUCAACUUUGAGUAGUUCACCACUUUUUUCAAAUGUUGAGUUUAUCAAUAAUCAAAUGCAUGAUAUUGGACAAAAAUUGGGAGCGGUAAGAUUUCUGGAAAAAAAAGAGAGUGAGAUAAAUAUUGAUAAUUUUCAGCUCAACACGAAAUUCCAGUUGAAUGAUAAAAGCACAGAAGCAUUGGAUGCAAUGGAUAAGGUAUGUUUUUGAGUAAAUUUGAAACAAAUACGAACUGUAGACAUAUUAUUUGAAAAACUAUGAACUUCAAAAAAUUGAACAUUUCGUAAUAUUUUCCAAUUAUAGUUUCGAUGUCGACGUGAAAAGUUAGAAAAUUUUAUCUAAAAAUUGUUCAUAUUUUUAACAUGUACUGAAAAUUCUCAUUUUCAUAAUGAGUUUGAUUUUUUUCAACAAUUGAAAACUGAAACACCAGACUCGACCAGACUCAAUUUUUAUUCAGAUUGUCACGGAUGCCAAAGCCAUUGGCGAUGAGCUCGAAUCUGGUCGUAUUUCUCAUUUCGUCAAAAAAUCCCUCUUCAAUCGUAAACCUUGCUGUUGUGCUCCACCGCCGCAAAUCGACGAAGAAAUGCAACCAUAA
Molecule: messenger RNA, 1533 nt
Organism: Caenorhabditis angaria
Lineage: Eukaryota; Metazoa; Nematoda; Chromadorea; Rhabditida; Rhabditidae
Source: the annotation of a GenBank genome assembly